Messenger RNA from Orycteropus afer afer, 1905 nucleotides. Lineage: Eukaryota; Metazoa; Chordata; Mammalia; Tubulidentata; Orycteropodidae. The record is from RefSeq and is a predicted model, not a curated record.
AUGAGCCGUGAGUCUGGCCCGGGUGCCCUGCGCACCCAAGAAUUCUCUUUGCUUCCUGGCAGAGCCUUGAAUGCCAAGCUCAGCGUCUUGUGUGUCUCUCUCUCUGCAGGGAGGAGUCUCUCGCUCCGGUUCCCGCUACUCCUGUUGCUGCUGCCAACAGCCCCGGUCCUGGCACCGGCCCCCGGGGUGCCCGCGCCGGUGAACCCCUGUUGUUACUAUCCAUGCCAGCACCAGGGAAUCUGUGUCCGCUUUGGUCUCGACCACUACCAGUGUGACUGCACCCGCACGGGCUACUCCGGCCCCAACUGCACCGUCCCUGAGCUAUGGACCUGGCUCCGGAAUGCGUUGCGGCCCAGCCCCUCUUUUCUCCACUUCCUGUUGACACAUGGGCGCUGGUUCUGGGAGUUUGUCAAUGCCACUUUCAUCCGUGAUAUGCUAAUGCGCCUGGUACUCAUAGUGCGUUCCAACCUUGUCCCCAGCCCCCCAACCUACAACGCCGCAUAUGACUACAUCAGCUGGGAGUCCUUCUCCAAUGUGAGCUACUACACCCGUAUUCUGCCCUCUGUGCCCCAAGACUGCCCCACACCUAUGGGAACCAAAGGGAAGAAGCAGUUGCCCGAUGCCCAGCUCCUGGCCCGUCGUUUCCUGCUUAGGAGGAAGUUCAUACCUGAUCCCCAAGGCGCCAACCUCAUGUUUGCCUUUUUCGCACAACACUUUACCCACCAGUUCUUCAAAACUUCUGGCAAGAUGGGUCCUGGCUUCACCAAGGCCGUGGGCCAUGGGGUCGAUCUGGGCCACAUUUAUGGAGAUAAUCUGGAACGCCAAUAUCAGCUGCGGCUCUUUAAGGAUGGGAAACUCAAGUAUCAGGUGCUGGAUGGAGACAUGUACCCCCCAUCAGUGGAGGAGGCACCUGUGUUGAUGCACUACCCAAAGAACACUUCACCCCGGAGCCAGAUGGCCGUGGGCCAGGAGGUGUUUGGGCUGCUUCCUGGGCUCAUGCUCUAUGCCACAGUCUGGCUGCGUGAGCACAAUCGUGUGUGUGACCUGCUGAAGGCCGAGCACCCCACCUGGGAAGACGAGCAGCUCUUCCAGACGACUCGCCUCAUCCUUAUAGGGGAGACCAUCAAGAUCGUAAUUGAGGAGUAUGUGCAGCAGUUGAGUGGCUACUUCCUGCAGCUCAAGUUUGACCCGGAACUGCUGUUCGGAGUCCAGUUUCAGUAUCGCAACCGUAUUGCCAUAGAGUUCAACCAUCUCUAUCACUGGCACCCACUCAUGCCCGACUCCUUCAAGGUGGGCUCCCAAGAGUACAGCUAUGAGCAGUUCUUGUUUAACACCUCCAUGCUGGUGGACUAUGGAGUCGAGGCCCUGGUGGAUGCCUUCUCUCGUCAGCGUGCUGGUCGGAUCGGUGGGGGUAGGAACAUGGACCAGCAUGUCCUGCAUGUAGCUGUGGAGGUCAUCAAGGAGUCUCGACAGCUGCAGCUGCAGCCCUUCAAUGAGUACCGCAAGAGGUUUGGCUUGAGGCCCUACACCUCUUUCGAGGAGCUCACAGGAGAGAAGGAGAUGGCAGCUGAGUUGGAAGAACUAUAUGGUGAUAUCGAUGCCAUGGAGUUCUAUCCGGGGCUGCUUCUUGAGAAGUGCCAUCCAAACUCCAUCUUUGGGGAGAGUAUGAUACAAAUUGGGUCGCCUUUUUCCCUCAAGGGCCUCCUGGGGAAUCCCAUCUGUUCUCCGGAGUACUGGAAGCCCAGCACAUUUGGCGGCGAGACAGGUUUCAACAUUGUCAAGACUGCCACACUGAAGAAGCUGGUCUGCCUCAACACCAAAACUUGUCCCUAUGUUUCCUUCCAUGUACCCGACCCCAGCAAGGAUGACUGGCCCAGUGUGGAGCGGCCAUCCACAGAGCUCUAA